Molecule: messenger RNA, 623 nt
Organism: Seriola dumerili (greater amberjack)
Lineage: Eukaryota; Metazoa; Chordata; Actinopteri; Carangiformes; Carangidae
Gene: aanat1
Product: aralkylamine N-acetyltransferase
Exons: 3
Coding region: 1-609 (202 amino acids)
Biological process (GO): response to light stimulus; circadian rhythm
Cellular component (GO): cytoplasm
Molecular function (GO): aralkylamine N-acetyltransferase activity
Source: RefSeq, a predicted model, not a curated record
AUGUCGGUGGUGAGCGCAGUGCCGUUCAUGAAACCCGUCCACAUGCGCUCUCCGGUGCCCCGGGGCCGCCGCCACACGCUGCCGGCCAGCGAGUUCCGCUCCCUCAGCCCAGAGGACGCAAUAAGCGUGUUUGAGAUUGAGAGAGAGGCCUUCAUCUCAGUGUCCGGUGAGUGUCCUCUCCACCUGGACGAGGUGCGUCACUUCCUCACCCUGUGUCCCGAGCUGUCUCUUGGCUGGUUCGAGGAGGGACGUCUGGUGGCUUUUAUCAUCGGCUCACUGUGGGACCAGGAGAGGCUUACCAUGGAUGCCCUGACUCUCCAUAAGCCUCACGGGACCACCGUCCACAUCCACGUCCUGGCUGUCCACCGGACCUUCCGCCAGCAGGGCAAAGGCUCCAUCCUGAUGUGGCGCUACCUGCAGUACCUCAGGUGCCUGCCCUACGUCCGCCGCACAGUGCUCAUGUGUGAAGACUUCCUCGUUCCCUUCUACCAGAAGUCGGGUUUCAAGGUGCAGGGACCCAGUAACAUCGCUGUGGGGCCCCUCACUUUCAUCGAGAUGUUCUACCCAGUUAGGGGCCACGCCUUCAUGCGUCGUAACAGUGGUUGGUGAGGACAGAGGGACUU